Messenger RNA from Penicillium canariense, 417 nucleotides. RefSeq names its product ACT domain-containing protein. The record is from RefSeq and is a predicted model, not a curated record. NCBI's taxonomy places the organism in Eukaryota, Fungi, Ascomycota, Eurotiomycetes, Eurotiales, Aspergillaceae. The coding region runs from base 1 to 417 and encodes 138 amino acids. The transcript has a single exon.
AUGGCACCAGGCGAACAAAACCUCUCUGUGCUCCUUGCAACAAUGGAGCCUACUCUGGACCCCGCAGUCUACGUGUUUAUCACCACAACCAAGGCCCUGCACUCCCUCCCAUUGGCAACCCUCCAGCCGGCACUCAUCGUCCAGGAAGAGGAGGGCACCACGAUCGUGACGACUGAGGACCUUGCUGCAUCGCACGGCCUGGACGGGGUUUUCCCAUGCAAGAAGAUCUCGCUGACGGUGCACUCGAGCCUAGAGGCGAUCGGGCUGAUUGCAGCAAUCACAAAUCGCCUCAAGGAUCACCAAAUUAGCACGAACGUUGUGAGCGGAUAUUAUCACGACCACAUUUACGUCCCUGCAGAGCGGGCGGAGGACGCAAUGCAGGUUUUGGCGCGGUUGAUUGCGGACGCGCAAAGUUAG